AUGAGUUCCGGACUAGUCCCGCGGGACGGGGCGCGGGAGCAUGAACCCAUGCUCGGGGGCAGGUCAUCCACAGAUUCCGACGUGGAGGGCCGACCGAGCGACACUCUGCUGGCCAGCUCGGCAGAAUUCGAUGAGAAGGCGGGCUAUCGGCGUCCGGCCGGUCGAAGGUCUUUCAAGUGGAUUUUGGGCCUCACCUGCCUUUCGAUGCUCGCGCUCUUCGGCCUCAUCUUCCUUCAGUUUUUCAACGUUCAAGCCAAGGCGGCACCGCCGGAAGAGGCUCACAACGACGGAGACGCCCAUGCAGGCGAGCAGCAACAACAGGAACCCGCCCCUACACCAGAGCCGAUUCCAGAGCCGAUUUCAGAGGUGACCCCGACAGUCGCUACAAGCUUGGCCCCUACGCAAACGCCGGAGGUCAAGUUGACGCCUGAGCAGCAGUUCGACUUGAAGACUGGAUUCGAGGUCUCAAACGCGACGACAUUGCGCGAGUAUGUUUUCAACAUCACGCGACAGCUUCACUCCCCGGAUGGCUACGAGAAGUCCAUGAUCCUGGUCAACGGCCAAUCCCCCGGCCCUCUCAUUGAGGCAAACACGGGAGACACCAUCCGCGUAACCGUCAACAACCAGAUGCUCCAGGAAAGCACCACUAUCCAUUGGCAUGGAAUCGACCAGAGGAAUUCGGUGUUUAUGGACGGCGUUCACGGUGUCACUCAAUGCGCGAUUCCGGCCGGUCAAGGAUUCACUUAUGAGUUCAAUCUCACUGACCAGCGGGGAACGUUUUGGUGGCACGCUCAUGUCACAGUUCAGGUCACUGAUGGAUUGUUUGGCCCAUUGAUCAUUCAUGAUCCGGAUGAGAAAGUCCCACCUGUUGAUGACGACAAGCUUGUCAUGGUCGGCGACUUGUUCCAUGAAUAUGGAGGAAAUCUUCUCAACCAAUACUUGAGUGCUACUCCCCCUUGGGCUCCCAAGAAGCCAGGCAGAGAGCCUCCCCCGGACAACAUCAUCAUCAACGGAAAGAACACAUUCAACUGCUCCAGCUUAACCGAACAUGACUCAAGCAACAGCAAGGCUUCCGGAGAGCACAACAUGGCAGACAUGACAGACAUGAAGGACCACAAGGGUCAUAACAUGAAAGAGCACAACUCAGCGCGAGACCCAUCGCCAAAGUGCACAUGGGGCACUUUGUACAACACACGCGUCAAGAGCGGUUCAAAAUCCCGCCUCCGGCUCAUCAACCACGGCACCUCAACUCCCAUCUUUGUGAGCGUCGACAACCACACCCUGGAAAUCGUCGAAAUCGACGGAGUCGAGGUGCGCCCGAUUGCCACAACCCGAGUCUACAUGAAUCCAGGCCAGCGCUACUCCGUGAUCGUCACCGCCAACCAGACCGCCGGCAACUACCUCAUCCGCGCGGAUGCCGCCGUGAGGUGCUUCCACAUGUCGCACAAGAACCACAAAUCCGGUAUGCAUGGCACGCCCUUCGGCGCAACUGCAAUCCUGUCCUACGAUGAGACGGACGUCGGCGCCCCGCCGAUGGGCCAGGCCUGGAACUUGAAGAGCACGGCCAACCCUGGUAUCGGCAAGGAGCCCUGGGGAGACCAUUGCGAAGACCUGCCUUUCGGCUUGCCGAAGCCCAUGAGGUCGAAGACGGCCUAUCUCCCUGGCGACAGGAACUUCCACUACUUCACGUUCCGGCAAGACAAGGUCGGAGACGUGGUGCGCACGCAUGUCAACGAUACGCUGUACACGCCGUUGAAGGAUGAUGCGACCUUGUGGAAGGUACUGGAUCAGGACGUCUCGCCCGAUAACCUGAAUGCCGUGGUUCCGAAGUUGGAUUUCGGCAAGGACCAAUUCGUCCUCGUCUCAAAGGAUGACAAGGCUGCUCAGAUUGUCGUCAACUCAGACGCCAUGAUGGUCCACCCUUGGCACUUGCACGGACAAAACUUCCAAAUCGUCGGUUGGGGCCCCGGCCUGUUUGGAAAGAGCAAGACGACGUGGAACUUCGACAACCCGAUGCGUCGUGACACGGUCACGAUUCCUGGAUUCUCUCACGUUGUCAUCCGUAUCCUCGCUGACAACCCCGGUGUCUGGGCGUUCCACUGCCAUUACCUCUGGCAUGCUGAAGCCGGCAUGUUUGUCUCGAUAGCCCAGAGAAUGGGCGAGCUCUCAACGCUGCUUGGCUCACUCGACACCACGGGCAAUGUCGAAAACAUCAAGAAGAAAUUCUGCCCGAUCCCCAACGCCCAGGCAGCGCCGCCAGUUCCAGCUGAAUCAGCCAAGCCGGUUCAAGUUGGCCGUGUGUAG
Messenger RNA from Colletotrichum karsti, 2304 nucleotides. Its product is annotated as multicopper oxidase. Gene Ontology annotation, molecular function: copper ion binding; oxidoreductase activity. The transcript is spliced from 6 exons. The record is from RefSeq and is a predicted model, not a curated record. NCBI's taxonomy places the organism in Eukaryota, Fungi, Ascomycota, Sordariomycetes, Glomerellales, Glomerellaceae. Bases 1 to 2304 code for a protein of 767 amino acids.